Messenger RNA from Sordaria macrospora k-hell, 414 nucleotides. RefSeq lists its product as uncharacterized. Lineage: Eukaryota; Fungi; Ascomycota; Sordariomycetes; Sordariales; Sordariaceae. The record is from RefSeq and is a predicted model, not a curated record.
AUGCCGCAUCAAUUGCGCAUCGAAGACGCGGCGGUCGGGAGCACCGGUGGCGGUCUGGCGACGAGCCGGCACGCGCCCGGAAAUCCCGUGGCCGGAACACUGACGAUGACAAUCACGGCCGGCGGCGCCGAGCCAGAAGCCCCCGCGGCCCCAAAAUCCCCUCAGGAAGAUGCGGCGAAGUUUAUUCUCGAGGCUAUGAAUUUCCCCGGUGUUAAUAGCCCACAAGACGCUUGCGCGGCGUGGGCGGAAAGACUUUUUGAAAUCGCGAAGGACAUCCUGCGUGCACGAGGCUGGACGCCUCAACCUCACGAUAACACCACCGAGCAGCUCAAGAACGAUAUGAACGAGCUGAAGAAAAUGGUCGCUGAAUUUGCAAAGAAGCAAGCGACCCCCCGAAGACUUGGGCUACCAUAG